Molecule: messenger RNA, 4784 nt
Organism: Polistes dominula (European paper wasp)
Lineage: Eukaryota; Metazoa; Arthropoda; Insecta; Hymenoptera; Vespidae
Gene: MTA1-like
Product: metastasis associated 1-like
Biological process (GO): negative regulation of transcription by RNA polymerase II
Cellular component (GO): NuRD complex; nucleoplasm
Molecular function (GO): chromatin binding; histone deacetylase binding; transcription corepressor activity
Source: RefSeq, a predicted model, not a curated record
AGUUAGGCCAUAGUGUCGUUGUGAUCUCGAAAAGGACAUCUUACGAGUGUCGAUUGAAUUUCGAUUCAAUCAUCCGAUCUUUAAUUUUUGUUUUUAUUAAAAUAAAAAUAUUAUUUAAAUAAGAAUAAAUUAAAAAGUAUAGUGGUGUAAAAUAAUUAAUAAAGUAAAAGAAUUCAAGUCUAGCGAGUAGAAAAAAAUAGUUUAUUACAGUAUUGGUAAGGGUGGUAGCAGUGAUGCUGGUGGUGGGAGAAAAGAUCGUACAGCCUGCUCGCGCUCGCGGCAGAAUGAAAAUGGCGUUGUUCAUUUGUGAACGAAGUAACGGACAUUGACUAUGUAACGCACUUAUUUUUUUUCUCUUUUCGCUAAUAUUCGUAUCCUCGUCAUAUUGUUGUAUAUUCGCCGCCUUUCGUGUUCUUAUAUUUAAAUCGUUGUAAUUACGUUAUAAAUAGGUGAAGAACGAACUAAAUAUACGAGAAAUCAAAUCGAAUAGAUACGAGUUAUAUUCAAGAAAUUAGAUAUAGACGAUACACGUAUAUAUUAUAUAUAUAUAUGAUAUAUAAGUCGCAUAUAUAUAUAUAUAUAUAUGUAUAUAUAUGUAAUACAUUGAAAGAAGAAGGAAAAAGGAGGGAGAUAGAGUAAAGAGAGUUGAAACUGUGCGCGCGUGCGGCGUUGUUUCCUUUGCUCAGUUCUUCCGCGUGCGUCGUCGUCGUCGUCGUCAUCAUCAUCAUCACCACCGUCAUCUUCAUCACCGUCGUCGUCGCCGUUGCUGCCGUCGUCGCCGUCAUCGUCAUUUACUAGAGGUGGAGGUGGAAAAGGGGCAAGAGUAAAAGAAGAUCAAGAGGAGAAGAGAAGAGAAGGAAGAAGAAGAGGUUGAAGAAGUGGGGGAAGAGGUGGCGAAGAGGAGAAGGGAGGAAGAGUAGAGUAGUCUCCUGGUCGCUUUCGGACUCGUCGCGUCGAGAGUGGCAGUGCUGUAGUGAGCCAGCUGCUGGUAAAGAAGCGCGCGGUACUCGUGUAAUGUGAGAGAUAAAGAUAGAGAUAGAGACACAUACACAGAAAAAGAAAAGGGACGAAGGGGGACAAAGGGAGAGAGAGAAAGAGAGAGGGAGAGAGAGAGAGAGAGACAAAUACAGAACCUCUACAUAAGACUGGAAAGAAGAAAAAUAAGAAAAAAAGAAUAAUAAGUAGCGUGCGCGAGAGAGAAGAAAGAGACAACAAACACGAUGAAGUGACACCGCGACGUGAUUAAAUUUUCGUGGACUGGUGGAAAAUAAGUGAUUCUGGGGGGCCGAUAAAUUCGCGUCAUUGAAGGACGAGUUCGUGCCGAUGCCGGCCGAAUACCGAGAGAACCACGAGAACGCCAAUUUUCCUGUUGGGGCUGGACAGGACGCCAGCAACAUGACGGCCAACAUGUACCGAGUGGGAGAUUAUGUAUAUUUUGAAACAUCUUCCACUUCUCCUUACCAAAUAAGAAGGAUAGAAGAGUUAAAUAAGACUCCAAAUGGAAACGUUGAAGCAAAAGUCAUGUGUUUUUUUAGGCGGAGGGAUUUACCCUCUACUUUAAUAGUAUUAGCAGAUAAACAUCAGUUGGCAAGUGCGGAGCAGCAAAGGUCAGAAUCUCCUGCAAGCACACAGAGUACGAAACUGGAGAAUCCAGAUUCUACUAAGGAAAUCACUAAUAAAGAUGGGAUUGGCCCAAAAGUGAUGAACAAAGGGGGCGGGAAAGGGGGCUGGCUGAAGGCCCCGCUAUCGGAGGCCCAAGAGCCCCAUGGCAUGGAAGAAACUGUAGUAGGACCUGGAGGAGUAAUGGAACUAAGUACUAAACAACGUCAUCAAAUGAAGCAUAGAGAACUUUUUUUAUCUCGACAAGUGGAAACAAUGCCUGCCACACAUAUAAGAGGCAAAUGCUGUGUGACUUUAUUGAAUGAAACAGAAUCGUUAUUAAGUUAUCUAAAUAAAGAAGAUUCCUUCUUUUACUGCUUAGUUUUUGAUCCAGCUCAACGUACUUUAUUAGCAGAUAAAGGUGAAAUUAGAGUAGGAAGUAGAUAUCAAGCCGAUGGAAUAGCACCGGCACCUUUAACACCUACUGAAAGAGAAGCAGAUCCUCGCAGAUUACAAGAAUUAGAGACAUUAGUCUGGACGCCACGUCAUUCAUUGACAGAUCGUCAAAUUGAUCAAUUUCUUGUUGUUAGUCGAUCUGUUGGUACUUUUGCUAGAGCUCUUGAUUGCUCUUCAUCAGUCAAACAACCCUCUUUACAUAUGUCCGCAGCUGCUGCAUCCAGAGAUAUUACUCUAUUUCAUGCAAUGGAUACUUUACAUCGACACAAGUAUAAUGUAGCUGAAGCAAUGUCAUCAUUAGUGCCUAGUACCGGUCCGGUAUUAUGCAGAGAUGAAAUGGAGGAAUGGAGUGCUUCAGAAGCAAAUUUGUUUGAAGAAGCUCUUGAUAAAUAUGGAAAGGAUUUCUCUGAUAUACGUCAAGACUUUUUACCUUGGAAAACAUUGAAAAAUGUAAUUGAAUAUUAUUAUAUGUGGAAAACGACCGAUCGUUAUGUACAACAGAAAAGGGUAAAGGCUGUAGAAGCAGAAAGUAAAUUAAAACAAGUUUAUAUACCAAAUUAUAAUAAAACACCAGUACCUUCGUCUACGGCAUCUGGAACUACGAUUGUUCCUUUGGGAAAUGCUAAUAAUUCUAAUGGAAAACCAACUAAUAUAUUAAAUGGCAAUAGUAACGGCAAUAUGGCAACUGAUAAUACUGGUAUGCUUAUGGUUGGUGUUGGUGGAAAACCAUGUGAAAGUUGUCAAGGCAUGCAAAGUUCGCAAUGGUAUGCUUGGGGCCCAUCACACAUGCAGUGUCGUGUAUGCCAUUCGUGCUGGAUGUAUUGGAAAAAAUAUGGUGGACUAAAGACUCCAUCUCGUAUGGAUGAUGUAGAUUUAGAACGAAAAAGAGGUGGUGCUGGAUCUGACGAAGAAAGUAAAGGAAUUGGUGGUGCUCAUAGACCGCAUCGUUGCAGCAUUCCUUCUUGUGGUAAAGAAUUUAAACUGAAGGCUCACCUAAGCCGACAUUAUGCCAGUGCUCAUGGUGUUGAUUUAAGAAGCGGAGCAAGUGGGGGUGGUGGCAGUGGUUCACCACGGCCUGUUAUGAAAACUCGUUCAGCAUUUUACUUACGUACACCGGCAUUAGCGCGAGCUGCUCGUCGACUUUGCGCUGCGCAGUUGCGUACGCGUCACGCUGCCAGAGCACCUCAUCAACCAGUGAAUCCGGCUCCAUUACGGCACUAUUGUUCAUCCCCUCAAUUAACUUCAAAAUCUCCUUCUGAAUUGCGCAUGUUAGCGCGUGCAUCUCGACCCAGACCUCGUCCACGUGUUACUGAUAUAGCCACGCGUUUAGGUGAUCAUCCUUCUCCAAGACAACCAGGCGAUUGGGAUUGGUUAACACUUACGGCACCAGCACAACGUAAACAACCAGAUCGUGUUUCGUUUCCUCGUCCUCCUAAAGCACCUGAUGGUAGUCUUUUAUAUGAAAGAGUACCAAAUAAACCAGAAGUAGACAGACUUACAUUAACUCCUCCUCAAGUACAGCCUGCUAUGCAAGCUCAACAAACUAUAUUGAAACGCACAAGGCCUCCAUUUGAUGAAAUCAAUGGUUCGGAUGGCUACUACUCUGAUGUGGAUUGGGACGAAGGUAUUUCCCUAAACCCAGGGCUCUCCAGUGGUCCAACACCUCCCAAAAGGGCUCAUCAUUCUCAACAGUUACAUCCAAAACAUACUUUGGAACAUACUGCUCCUGCAGUUCUUCCAUUAGCACCGCCGCUUAAUGGAAGACCUGUACCUCCGAAUUCUUUAUCACUUGGUCCACCAAUAUCUAGAAGUAAUGCUCGCAAACAAGUCAUUUCCUGGAUGGAUGCACCAGAUGAUGUUUAUUUCCGUGCUUCAGACCAGACAAAACGAAUUAGAAGAACUUUGUCAUCGGUGGAGUUACGAAGAGCAGCUCGUAAACCAUGGCGUAGAUUACCGGCACCUUUACAUGCACCUCAUUCUCAAAGAACGGUACGUGGAGAUGACAUGGUCGUCAUACUCGACUGAAUCGGUAAUGUGAACGUUUAAGCAGCUGAUUCUUAAUAAGUAUCCGCUGUUAUUGGGAUUAUUGUGUCAUCGGUAUACUUCAGUGCCAGGGUGACGGCUGUUGUUAAGACUGCAGCUAUAAAAAGCGUAUUAUCAUUGAGAACAACUUUGAAAUUGAUAAGAAAAUAUAAUUAACUGAGAGAUCUAAUGCUUGCUAUAGUGGCUGGCAUUAGUCGAAUCCCGUUAAAUAAAACAGCGAGUCGUCGAAAAACUGAAGGCCUCACUUAUCCGAACCUGCAUGUUGCACUGAACAUUACCAAUCAUAACUUCACAUGUAAGGACGAAAGAUGAGUAAAAUUAAUGAAGUUAAAUGUUCUUCAUUGAACUUUAAAAGAAAAAAAAUUAAAAUAAAAGUAAAAGUAAAAUAAAACAAUUAAAAAUGGUAUAAACAAAAAAAAUCGUAAAACUAAAAAAAGGUAAAAUAAUUGCAAGUAAACAAAAAAAAAAUCCAAGUCAUUCGAAUGAAACAUGAUUUUCUAUUCGUAUUAAUUAUUGUUGUUAUUAAUAAUAAUUAUUAAUAAUUGAAUGUACAUAUAAAUCAUACACCAUUCAUACAGCAUAGCCAGGCAACAACAACAACAACAACAACAAAUUAAAAACUUGUCCUGAUCCGUUGGACACAACUUCAAUGUUGGAUAAAAAAAAAUUGGCUCAUAUACACGCGC